This is a messenger RNA of Pangasianodon hypophthalmus (striped catfish), 3790 nucleotides long. RefSeq names its product ALK and LTK ligand 1 (gene alkal1). The transcript is spliced from 6 exons. Gene Ontology annotation, biological process: positive regulation of ERK1 and ERK2 cascade; positive regulation of ERK5 cascade. Gene Ontology annotation, molecular function: receptor signaling protein tyrosine kinase activator activity; receptor tyrosine kinase binding. The record is from RefSeq and is a predicted model, not a curated record. Lineage: Eukaryota; Metazoa; Chordata; Actinopteri; Siluriformes; Pangasiidae. Bases 415 to 906 code for a protein of 163 amino acids.
CACACAUAAAUCCCUCCAAACUCCCAAACUGAUUCUCUUUCCUCGUGAACGUGCCACAGCGGGAGCGCGCAUUCAGCCUUCACGCGGGACCGCGCAUUAUCUGAAAGAAAAAAAAAAGAUUUCUACUGAUAAAAGGAAGAGGAGAAUAAAAAAAAAAAAAGUUGUGAGAGAGGAGAAGUGAGCUCGGAGAGUGAUGGUUUGAUGCUUUGGAGCUGACAGGAGGGGCGAGUGUCACACAAGAAGAAGAAGAAGAAGAAGAAGAGGAAGAAGGAGGUAAUAAUAAUAAUAAAAAAAAGAAAAAGAAAAAAAAAAGCCUGAUGGAGGGUAAAAGAUGUCCGCGUCUCCUGCCACCCACCCGAAAUCGAUUGCGUUACAUCCACAAAUCUCUCCACUUUGACGUAUAAAACGGGACGCAUGGUGUGGAAGAGUCGAGUGUGUUCUCCAGAGUCGGACAGGAAUAUACACACACUCACUCACACACACACACACACACACACACACACUCUCACUCACUCACUCACACACACACACACACACUCACACACAACCACCGGCCGCCACCAAGCAGUCCGGUGCAUGGACAGCAGAGAAGUGACGCAAGGGGACAAGCAAACUCUGCUGGACCUGCUGCUGCGCGUGAUCAGGGAAGGCGAGCGGGAAAAGCUCAACACGCGGGAAAAAUCCGCCCACAGCAGGCCCAUAGAGAUCGUCCUAAGAGAUGUCAGCAUUAAAGACAGGUUUAUAAAACAUUUCACAGCAGGACCAGUCAAGUUCCCAUCGGAGUGCAGGAUGCAUUUUCACCGAAUUUACCACAACACACGGGAUUGUGCCAGACCAGCAUUCUAUAAAAGAUGUGCGAGAUUGCUGAUGAGGCUAGCGAUGAGCCCGCUGUGUGCUCAGCCGUAACACAGUAAGUGACACAUUUCCUGUGGAAAGUGGAUCCAGGCCGAGGUUGGACAAAAUACUGAAAAUCACUGCUUUUGUUAGAUGACCCUUUUGGAGACCCGAUGGCAGGUGAACCAAUUCCCAAAUUGGCUGCUCUCUCCUGUCCUGGAUUGAGGUUUCUGCUUGGAGGAAGAUAAAAUGAAACAUAAAAAAAUGAACUUCAGCUGAAUUAUUAGUUCUUUCGCAAUGCUGCAUCUGUAAGCGUGACUCAUUGCCCCAGAGCUAAACACACAGAAACAUCCAUAUUUGAGUUUCCAUGCCUCCAGGAGAUGAGAAACUCAGAAAGAAUGGAUUAAUGCUUAAGUAUUAAGCAUUUUGCUCGAACACCACUUGUCAUUGCUGUUGUGGUUUUGUAUGUAAUUUUGUGAUGACUGACUUUCUUCUUAUUUGUGGAUUUGUUGUUGUUUGUUGUCGGUGUAGUGAAAAAUAGGGAUGGAAUAAGGAUAAAAACAAAAUGGCAUCCCAAAAAAAAAAAUUUAGAUACUUUACAGAGAGAAAAAAGAAAGAAAAUGCUGUUACUAAAAUCUUCUCUGAAAUCUGAAUAAAUGUCCGAACGCAGGAGUCAGCUGUCAUUUUAAUUUCAUUCUGAUUUCACAAAUUCCCCCUCUCCGAGUGCAACAAAUGCUGCUUUCAUAUCAUUUAGUUUUUUUGGAUUCACACCACAUGUUUUUGUUUCUGUUCCAGUCCAGGCUCCGCCUCUGUCCUGUCAUUGGUUUGUUAGCUGAUUGUGUUCAACUGUACUGUGUCUCGCCCUUGAUUAUUUGCGAAGUCUUAUCGUACAUUUCUAGUGUUAAGUCCAAGCAUUGUUUCGCCAGUGCCAUGUGCCACGUUUCCCGGAUUUUGAACCUCACCUCUGUUCCCCGUCUUAUGAUUAGUGGAAGCAGUUAUCCAAGAUUGUUGCGCUAAGGACUUGGACAGUGAUUAGCGAGUUCGCCAUAAUAAAGCAAGCGUUGUAUUUGUGCACUUGCAUCCUGCCUUCUUUCACCAUACAGUACACUACUACACCGUUAAGGGAUCUUCAGUUGUCUCUUGACAGUUCUGUGUAGAAAACGGAGUGUUUCUAUACCAGAAACAGCUCCAGGCAGAACCCUUUUAAAAAGGCUUAGCACCUUUAUUAUCCACUGAACCCUUAAAAACUGUUGGAGAACCGUUUUUCUAAGAGCAAAAUGUUAAAGAAAAUGAGCAAUAAUUUGGAGUUUGUAUGACGAACCUUCCCAGUUAAUACACACACUCCUAGAAAAAGGGUUCUUUAACAGUUCAUUGGAAAAUGUAAGGGUUCUUAGCCUCCAAAAAUUGAUUGGAUCUUUGCGAGCGAUGCGUUCAGGUGUGCACGGUGCUCGAUAGACUUCCUCUGAUCUGCGUGUGUCCUUACAGGUUUGGUAACAUUAGCAACCCUUUCAUCACCUCUGACGAUAUUUUGUGAUAAAAUUUUGUAUCCAUUAAAAAUUGGAAUUGAAAAAAUUGCUGUGUGCAUUUUGGAAGUCUGAGGAGAAAAACAUUAAAGCCGUUAUUUUUACUGACUAAAACAGACUGCUGUCUUUUUUCAUCAAAUUAACAAUAAACCAAUGACUAAAUCUGACUAAAUCUAAAUCCAAAUUAGCUGUUAGAAUUACCACUGACGUAAUCUUCAAAUGGGCUGAAGAGCAGAAUAGUAUUUUUCCGUCUGUGUUUUGACAUCGGCGGUGGCAGUAAUGGACGACCGAGGACAAAUCCUAAGACAUAAAAGCAUGGAGAAUGUGCUUUAUUAGGAAAUGAAGUGUGAAAGAUUCACCUGGAGCCAUUGUUCCAAUUGCUUUUCCUAGAAGCUAACAGAAAUGUUCAAUUGGCCGUUGAUAUAUUGAGUCAGUAAUUAUCUGUGAAUUAGUAAAAGAAGUGUCUCAGGCACUUUAAGGCAGAUCAAGGGGUCAAACUUUAAACACCUUCACACUUGGCCUGAAUACUUGACUACGCACUCAACUGCUGGUUUCUGUUCACUGGACUGGUUUCAGAUUGGAUGCACAAUUCCAUACAUCACUUCUGCACACGCAAAAUGGUAGGCAGAAGGUUCAUCCAUUUAUUUUUUAAAUCUUUUAUUUUCCUUACCAACACUCCAUAACAACCCUUUCCGCACCAUCACCAAACUUGAAACAGGAAGUAACGUGACAAUCUGAGCCAAUCACGUUGCUCGGUGAGGAGCGCUGAAAGCAGAUCGCUUCCACACAUGAUGCGGAUCACGGUUAAAGCUCGAAAACAGAUUUCACACUUCAUAAAACAUACCGAACCUUUGGCAGAAAAAGACAAAGAACUCAAAAAAAACCUCACAAUUGAAAAAGUACAGUUUUGCCUCUGCAAAGUUACUCAUGUAAACUAUUUUCUUUUAUUUCAGAGCACAACUUUUUUUCUUAUAAAGCCAUCGCUAAGAGAUGGAGAGGAGAAGAACAAAAAGAGGGAAAAAAUAUAGAAGGGGAGGAAAGAAAAGUAAAAGGGAAAAAUGCAUAAAGAGACAAAAAAGUAAAAGAAAAAAUGUAAUUAAUAAUAAACAGUAAAAAAGAGACAAGAGAAAAAAUAUUAUGUACAAAGACAAAUAUUAUGUACAAAGACAUUUAUAGAGUUGCUGCCCUGUGAAACAUUUCAAAUCUGAUUUUAUAAAUUCAUAACAGAAGGUUCUCAAAAUUCAGUUCUCAAGUGUUUUAAUGGUUUUUAACACAGAACAACUGAAUGUAGAUUUUUUUUUUAAUGAAAUGAUGACUUUUAAAUUUUAAAAUGUUUGAAUGUAUUUUGGAUGAAAUGUAGGUUAAGUUUUGACCAGAGUUUGGGUCACUAAAUGGCACGUAUGCAUUAAAACGAUCGAUUUCUAAUUCAGGAU